Molecule: messenger RNA, 1646 nt
Organism: Rubroshorea leprosula
Lineage: Eukaryota; Viridiplantae; Streptophyta; Magnoliopsida; Malvales; Dipterocarpaceae
Source: the annotation of a GenBank genome assembly
UCUCCUCGCCCCCUCGCCCCCUCGCAUCCAGGAUUCUGUUUAGCGCUUCAUCAUCGAAUCAAGAACUGGCAGAUCUUGGUGUACUCACAACAUAAGUAUCAACACAAGAUUAGCUUACUAAAAUUGCAUUGGAUCGUGGAAUUUAGGUACAAGUAUAAUUAUUUAGCUGUGGCAUUGUAUUGGUUUUGAGAUAAGACUAAUGUAGAUUAACAAAUUGUGCAAGCAAGAAAAAUCAGACUGUACUCUGGUUGGAUGUUAGAAGCUUCCAGAAUUGCUGGAAUUUGUUUUGUUUCUAUGUAAGUAUUGAUGUGAGGCAGGGACCACUGCGUGAUUAUUGACCUCAAGAUCAUUGCAAGGGUAAGGCUCCCCAAGAUGAUAAUGUCUAUCACCUCUUUCUGACAUUCCUUAUCUCAGCUCUUCCUUUGAAAGAAAAGACAUUAUAAAGUGUUAGAUGAGAAAGAUGGUAUCUUUAUUACCAAGCUACCUUAACCAAUCAGCUGCUAAGAUUUUAUUGUUUUCCAAUUAGGUGCCUUGAUUCUAGAUUUAUUUUGGUGGAAUUCAAGAGACAAUGUACCCAGGUGGUUAUACUGCUGAAGUGACAAGCCUAUCUCCAAAAGCUACUGAGAAAGAUGUUCAUGAGUUUUUUGCUUACUGCGGUGCAAUUGAGCAUGUUGAAAUUAUCAGAUGUGGGGAGGAUGCAUGUACUGCUUAUGUAACAUUUAAAGAUGCCUAUGCACUUGAAACUGCUAUCUUACUCAGUGGAGCUACGAUAGUUGAUCAAUCAGUGUGCAUAUCACGCUGGGGAUCAUACAUAGAUGAUUCUUAUCCUUGGGAUGCUCCUUCAUGGAAGAUUCAAGAGGAUAGUAACUCAAUGAUUGCCCAUGCGAACCAAUUUGCUUCUACACCUGGAGAAGCAGUCACAGCAGCUCAGGAAGUUGUUAAGACCAUGAUGGCCAAGGGAUAUGUGCUGGGCAAAGAUGCUUUAUUCAAGGCCAAAGCUUUUGAUGAGUCCCAUCAAGUUUCAGCUACUGCAGCAGCUAAGGUUGCCGAACUCAGCAGCAGAAUUGGGCUUACAGAUAAAAUCAACACUGGAAUGGAAACCGUUAAAUUCGUGGAUGAGAAAUUCCAUGUCUCAGAUAUCACCAAAUCAGUUGCAUAUGCCACUGGCACAGCAGCUGUGAUUGCAGCAACCGUUACCGGUAAAGCUGCCAAAACAGCUGCUACUGCUGUAGUCAACAGCAGCUACUUUGCCAAGGGAUCUCUCUGGGUUUCUGACGUUUUGUCCCAUGCAGCCAAAGCGGCAGCUGAUCUGGCUACUCAUGAAAGUAAACAAGCAGAAACUUAAGUUGAUAUGUCCAUUUAGCUUACAAAGACAAUGUGAGCCCUUUUUCACUUCCCUGUCCAAAAGUAAUUAGUCUGUUGUAUACAACUUUCCCAGUUAAUGCAGUUGUAUGACAUGUUUUUCUAAAACAUUCUCUUCUUUGGGAGUGACGUAGUCUGCUGGUUUUAUCUUCUGUGGAAUGGACCUGAUGUUUGAGUCUUCCUUGCCAUUGAUGACUUGACUCAGCUUCCAAUUUCGGCUGAUUCUGCUCCACUGAAUGCGAGAUCUCAGGUCCAUGAUGACCUAUUAAAGCUUCUGAGUCAAA